This is a messenger RNA of Dovyalis caffra, 768 nucleotides long. Lineage: Eukaryota; Viridiplantae; Streptophyta; Magnoliopsida; Malpighiales; Salicaceae. The record is from the annotation of a GenBank genome assembly.
AUGGAGGUUAAUAAAGAACUUAAACUGGAGCACUCAGAGAGAAUUGAUAGCUUACGUGAAGCUGCAUCAUUUCAAGGAAGUACAGGGAAGGAUGCCUCUACGAUACCAACAUGGGGAUUUGUUUACAAAUCUUCAAGCACCAUUCUUCCCUAUAAUAGUAAAGAUGAGGAUAAAGUAACUAGUCAAAGAAAAAGCUUUGAUAUCGAGACAGGUUUCAUUGUUAGCGAGGGAUCUUCCAAUGAGUCAUGUCAUUCUUUCCCACCUGCCUGCAGAGCCACUGUGUCAUCAGAAGAACUCCCAGAUGUCAAGCGACUGCAGGGUCCAAAUUGCAGGGAUAGUGAACUGGGCGGUCCAUCUCCUCCAGAUGACAGCGAUGAUUCAGGUUCUAGCAAGUGGAAGAAACUUCAAAUUGGACCUAGCUUACCAAUAUUUCUCAAGUUCCAGGAUGUCAAAUACAACGUUGAGACAAAGGGUGAGAAAACAUUCAAAAAACAGAAGCACAUACUUCAUGGAAUCACUGGUUCAGUACAGCCAGGAGAGGUUCUUGCUCUGAUGGGACCAUCAGGAAGCGGCAAGACAACUCUGCUCAAUCUUCUCAGCGGAAGGGUGAAACUUAACAGUGGAACCAUCACUUACAAUGAACAAAAAUAUAACAAGUCCCUAAAGAGGAGGUACGUUAAUUUGGCAUACACUGAAAUAAAAUAUAGUGAAAUGGUGCUGAAAGUUCAAUUCAAUAACAAAGUGGGUGAAACAGGAUUGGCUACGUGA